Parastagonospora nodorum SN15 is the source of this 1026-nucleotide messenger RNA. RefSeq lists its product as hypothetical. The coding region runs from base 1 to 1026 and encodes 341 amino acids. The record is from RefSeq and is a predicted model, not a curated record. NCBI's taxonomy places the organism in Eukaryota, Fungi, Ascomycota, Dothideomycetes, Pleosporales, Phaeosphaeriaceae. The transcript has a single exon.
AUGCCCACUCCCUCGUACGCCCGCGCAACAACCUCAUCAUCCUCGAAAGCCACGAGCACCCCCAAUUCACCACUCGCAUCAAAAUCUAAAGACAACUCUUCAUCACCAUCAACUCCGAGAAGAUUGAAACGCCCCUCCACACUGACCCCCUCCCACCGCCUCAGCAUAUCCUACAAGUCCGACCUGUACCCCAUCCUCCCCCUCAACCCCAACAAACCAAGCCCUCUCGCCCUCCUCCCCUCCGAGCUGCGCACUACCAUCUACCAAUACAUCCUUGCUCCAGACCUCGCAGUCCAACAGCCACGCUACAUACAUAAUCCACGUCUGCGCAAAACAUGCUACAUAUUCCCUCCCCUCCUGCACAUCAGCCGCGCAAUCCGCAUCGAAGCCGCGUACGAAUUCUACACCACCACGCCCUUCACAUUCAGUGUUCGGAAUUUAGAUUUCGGCACGAGUGUGGUCGCGUGGUUAACCCAGCUACCAGCAGGGCAUCGCGCGCUCCUAACCCGCAAUCGAAACUUGAGGAUUAGGAUGAUGCCAGGGUUGCGGCCGAGUCACACGUAUCCGCCGCCGGGCUGGGUGUUGGAUGGGUGGCUGCAAGAUCAUUGGGGGGCGUGUGCGGGACUGGGGAAUUUGUAUGCAGUGAAGGGGGAGGGGGCGAGGGUGAAGUUUUUGCUGUUUUGUAGGCUGCUGGGGUGGUUUCAUUGUAAUGCGAUGAUGUAUAGGGGCAUGAGGUGGAGGUAUGAAGUGGAUUGUGGGGCGCAGAGGAGUAUUUGGGAUCAGUGCGGGCAGGCAGAGACGGUAUGGAGAUUUUUGAGCGAGGAGGUGGGGGUGUUGGGGAUGGGGGGUGUGGCAAGGGCGUGGAAGAGGGAUAAAGUGAAGGGGAAGGGUAGGGAAGAAGCGUUGAAGUUUUUGGAUGAUUUGGAUAAUGCUUUUGCGCGGGCGGCAGUUGAUGGUUCGGAAGAUCUGGCAAAGAUGUGGGCAUCUGAGAUGACUAAAUUGAAGGAAGUUGUGAACAGAUGGUAG